AUGCCGGUGAUGUUGCAGGUGGAUCCUACAAAUCUCCUAACAUCUUCUAUGGCUAUUCGUAUGCUUAACCUUGCAGCACUUCUCUUGGUCCUGAUUUCAUCAAGGAUCCAACUCUCUGCAUGUCAAGCUCUCAAGGGCAAGGUGUCUUGCCUUGACUGCAAGAACCAUUACGACUUCUCAGGAAUCAAGAUUUUGGUGAAGUGUGAUAAGGUGAAGAAGCUAUCUAUGGCGAACACGAAGGAAGACGGUUCCUUCGCGGUUGAUCUUCCCUCGGAAUCCACCAAGACGCCUCUGAAUUGCCUUGCGAAGCUUGUUGGAGGCCCUAGUGCCCUUUAUGCUUCAAAGAAGGGCGUAGUGUCCCAGAUUGUUAGGGCUGAUGGUGAGAAUAGUGGCUUCUACGCCAUCUCUACCCCUCUUGCCUUCUCCACCAAGUGCCCUUCAAAGGUCAUGAAAUGUGGUGUUGGGUCAUCUAAGACCGUCGAUCUGCCUCUGCCACCCGAAUGGGGACUCGCUCCGUCUAGCUACUAUAUUCCCUUCGUCCCCAUCAUAGGUAUUCCUUGAAUACCAGCAAUCUGCAUGGCUGGCUAUAUAUAGUUGUAUAUGUGUGGUUUUCUGUAAGAAAAUAUGUGCUUCAUUAUUAUGUUUUUGCUGUAAUUCUAUCAGUGUAUUAAUUCACAGCUUAUGAAUUAUAUAUGUUGUA
Messenger RNA from Tripterygium wilfordii, 700 nucleotides. RefSeq lists its product as uncharacterized. Lineage: Eukaryota; Viridiplantae; Streptophyta; Magnoliopsida; Celastrales; Celastraceae. The record is from RefSeq and is a predicted model, not a curated record. The coding region runs from base 1 to 561 and encodes 186 amino acids. The transcript is spliced from 4 exons.